Messenger RNA from Nycticebus coucang (slow loris), 3772 nucleotides. It is a transcript of the gene ZNF274, whose product is annotated as zinc finger protein 274. Gene Ontology annotation, molecular function: RNA polymerase II cis-regulatory region sequence-specific DNA binding; DNA-binding transcription repressor activity, RNA polymerase II-specific. The record is from RefSeq and is a predicted model, not a curated record. The coding region runs from base 671 to 2611 and encodes 646 amino acids. Gene Ontology annotation, biological process: negative regulation of transcription by RNA polymerase II. NCBI's taxonomy places the organism in Eukaryota, Metazoa, Chordata, Mammalia, Primates, Lorisidae. The transcript has 8 exons.
ACCCAGCUCCCAGUCGUCUAAAGUGGGCGGGCCUUCAGCACCAAUGAGCCCUCCCCCGCACGAGUUCAUCCCCUUGGUCCCACCUUCCUCCCCCAAAAUGUAGUGGGUUAUUCGCUCCGACCCUGCCCUCCCACUCAAGGGGAAUGGUGGCCUCUAGGCCCAGCCCCUGAACUUCCGGACCUGCCUGGCCUUCCUCCACCCCAGAGCAAUAUCAAAAUGAGCCCCGCCCACGCAGCCUCGCCCACUGCAUAACUUCCGGCUUGACUCCCCCUUCCCGCGCCUUCCCUUUCUCCUGCUUCCAAUCGGCCCCACGAGGGGUCGCCGACAUGCUGGAGGACAACUCUCUCUCGACCUGGGUUGUCGCGCACGGAAGUGCUGUUUACCUAAAGCCUAGCUUCUCUCACCAGAGACCUCCCCGCCCCCCCUCAGUUGCACCGCUGGGGGCCACUUCCCUGAGCCUCUUUUCUGCCCGGGCUUCGCCUGCCUCACGGAGCGGGCUGAACAAGAUGGCCGCCGGGGCGAGGCCGCGGGCGUGCCGCGGGGGCUUCUGGGAGUUGUAGUCCGGCUGGCGUGCUGACGCACUUCGCGGCGGGGCCGACGGGCGCCAUUGUGAGGUGUGCACCCGGACUUCACCCAUUCCCGAGACAGACAGAUUGAGAGGAAGAAAAGUAUGGCCUCCAGGCUUCCGACGACCUGGUCCUGUGAACCAGUGACUUUUGAAGAUGUUUCACUGGGUUUUACCGGGGAAGAGUGGGGACUGCUGGACCUCGAACAAAAAUCUCUGUACAGGGAAGUGAUGCUAGAGAACUACAGCAACCUGGUCUCAGUGGAACAUCAGCUUUCCAAGCCAGAUGUGGUAUCUCAGUUAGAGGAAGCAGAAGAAUUCUGGCCGUUGGAGAGAGGAAUUCCUCAAGAUACCUUUCCAGAAUAUCUUGGGCCUCAGAUCAAAAUUAAAUUGGAUCCUCUUCCUGCUGAGAAUCCCCUGAUGAACAUUGAGGUUGUUGAGGUCCUCACACUGAACCAGGAGGUAGCUGGUGCCCGGAAUGCCCAGAUUCGCGCUCUCUAUGCUAAAGAUGGGGUCCUGAGUCCUGACAUUCUCAAGGAGCCAGUACAACAGCUGGGCAAGCAUCCAGCUGAUUCUGAGGCUGCUCGUCAGAAAUUUCGGCAAUUUCAUUAUGAGAAUGUGGUAGGUCCCCGAGAAGCCCUCACCCACCUUCGUGAACUCUGUCACCAGUGGCUGGAGCCUGAUGUUCACUCCAAGGAACAGAUGCUGGAGCUGCUGGUGCUAGAGCAGUUCCUGGGUGCACUACCUGGGAAACUCCGGAUGUGGGUGGAAUCACAGCACCCAAAGGACUGCGAAGAGGUGGCAGCCUUGGUGGAGGAUGCGACUUGGAUAUCUGAGGAGGAAGCACCACCUGCCCAGCCUUCACAGGACCCCACCUGCUGUCUCAAGGUCCCUGCCCAGCAGGAAAAGAAGCAGCAGAAGGCUACAGCCAUCCAGCCAGAGAUGGCCCUGCCUGAGAACCCUCCUGAACAGACAACACAUGUGACUUCACAGGAACCAGUGACUUUCCAGGAUGUUGCUGUGGACUUUACACGGGAGGAGUGGGGGCUGCUAGGCCCAACACAAAGGACUGAGUACCAUGAUGUGAUGCUGGAGACAUUCGGGCACCUGGUCUCUGUGGGAUGGGAGACUACACCGGAAAGUAAGCAGUUAACUCCAAAUUCUGACAUUCCUGAGGGAGAACCAGCCCACAGCCUGAAAGUACAAGAAUUCUCAAGGGAUUGUGCCACAUCUUCCACCUUGGGAGAUGUCUUGCAGCAUGUGGACCUAAACGUCCCAGACAAAGUUUUGAAACAAGCGGGGUCUGCUCUGGAAAAAGUCCUCCCUCAGGUGGAGCCUUGUGAAAACCCCAAGUCCCAGGCAAACACUUGUCUUGACACAAGUCAGGUUUUGCUCCAGAAGGUGUCUCCUAAAAAACGUUUGCACAAACGUGGCUCACAGGUUAAGAACAACAAACAUAAUUCACAUAUAAAACAUCAGAAUCGUUGUGAAAGACAAAAGGCCAAAGAAGGCAGUGGUUGUAGGAAAGCCUUCAGCCGGAGUGCUAAGCAGAUUACAUUUAUAAGAAUUCACAAGGGGAGCCAAGUUUGCAGGUGCAGUGAAUGUGGUAAAAUGUUUCGGAACCCAAGAUACUUUUCUGUGCAUAAGAAAAUCCACACUGGGGAGAGGCCAUAUGUGUGUCAAGACUGUGGGAAAGGAUUUGUUCAGAGCUCUUCCCUUACACAGCAUCAGAGAGUUCAUUCUGGAGAGAGACCAUUUGAAUGUCAAGAGUGUGGGAGGACCUUCAAUGAUCGCUCAGCCAUCUCCCAGCACCUGAGAACUCACACUGGAGCUAAGCCCUACUCAUGUCAGGACUGUGGAAAAGCCUUCCGCCAGAGCUCCCACCUCAUUCGGCAUCAGAGGACUCACACUGGGGAGCGCCCAUAUGUGUGCCACAAAUGUGGAAAGGCGUUCACCCAGAGCUCACACCUUAUUGGGCACCAGAAAACCCACAAUAGGACAAAGUGGAAGAAGAAACAGCUAUGUCUUAGCUCUCAAGCCAGUUGAAGAGACAGUGCCUUUUCAACUUGAUCCUGCAAUAGAACAUGCAUUUGGAUGGUUGGGAAUUGGGACUGAAUGAAAUGACUGAUGUGAAAGAAGCAGAGGGAGGACAUUCCCCAAACCAAAGAACCACUGGGGACACCACCAUUCUUUUAAUUAGAGUAAAGAAAAUGAGGAGUUGUCAAUGUAUUUGGGAAAAAGAUUUAAUUUUUCAAUCAGUUGAUGUGCUACUCUUUGCUCAUUCAUUUAGUCAUUAAAAGUUAUAUUUGGCUCGGCGCCUGUAGCUCAAGCCACUAAGGCACCAGCCACAUACACCAGAGCUGGCUGGUUCGAAUCCAGCCUGGGCCUGCCAAACAACAAUGACAACUGCAACCAAAAAAUAGCCAGGCGCUGUGGUGGGCACCUGUAGUCCCAGCUACUUGGGAGGCUGAGGCAAGAGAAUCGCUUAAGCCCAGCAGUUGGAGGUUGCUGUGAGCUGUGAUGUCAUGGCACUCCACCUAGGGCAACAGUUUGAGGCUCUGUCUCAAAAAACAAACAAAAAAAAAGUUAGUGGCACCCGUAGUUCCAUGGGUGGCGAGCUGGCCACAGACACUGAGGCAGGUGGGUUUGAACCCGGCCUGGGCCAGCUAGACAACAAUGACAAGUGCAACAACAACAAAAAGGUGGCGCCAGUGGCUAGAGUGCUGGCCACAUGCACCCAAGCUAGCAGGUUCAAACCUGCCCGGCCAACUAAACAAUGACAACUGCAACAACAACAAAAAAUACCCAGGCAUUGUGGCAGGUGCCUGUAGUCCCAGCUACUUGGGAGGCAAAAGAAUCACUUAAGCCCAGGAGUUUGAGGUUGCUAUGAGCUAUAAUACCACAGCACUCUACCGAGGGCAACAUAGUGCAACUCUGUCUCAAAAAAUAAUGAUAAAAAUAGGGCGCUGCCUGUGGCUCAGCGGGUAGGGCGCCGGCCCCAUAUGCUGAGGGUGGCGGGUUCAAACCCAGCCCUGGCCAAACUGCAACAAAAAAAUAGCCGGGCAUUGUGGCAGGUGCCUGUAGUCCCAGAUACUUGGGAGGCUGAGUCAAGAGAAUCGCCUAGGCCCAAGGAUUUGGAGGUUGCUGUGAGCUGUGUGACGCCACGGCACUCUACCGAGGGUGAUAAGGUGAGACUCCGUCUCUACA